Molecule: messenger RNA, 1116 nt
Organism: Hylaeus volcanicus
Lineage: Eukaryota; Metazoa; Arthropoda; Insecta; Hymenoptera; Colletidae
Product: ribosome maturation protein SBDS-like
Exons: 1
Coding region: 1-1116 (371 amino acids)
Biological process (GO): ribosome biogenesis; cytosolic ribosome assembly
Source: RefSeq, a predicted model, not a curated record
AUGCUUAAACAACCACGAUCACAAGUUCGUUUAACGAACAUCGCUGUCGUUCGUAUUAAAAAAAAAGGGAUUAGAUUUGAAGUAGCUUGUUUUAAAAACAAAAUUUUAAAUUGGCGAUCAGGUAUUGAAACUAACAUUUAUGAGGUUCUUCAAACAGAUGCCAUUUUUGAGAAUGUUUCAAAAGGAAAAUUUGCUUCACAUGAAAAUUUAACACGUUGUUUUGGUACAACGGAUACUUUAUGUAUUGCAAGAACUAUACUUGAGAAAGGAGAUCUUCAGGUGUCUGAUAAAGAACGGGACGAAGCUCAUGAGGUUUUAUUUAAAGAUAUUGCUACUAUCAUAUCUAAACGAGUUUUCAAUAAAAAAACAGGACUUCCACUGUCUAUAUCGAUGAUUGAAACAGCUUUAGCAUCCUUAGGUUUUUCAGUUGUUUCAACAAUGUCAGCAAAAAAACAAGCUAUAAAAGGCACAAUUUUAUUGUUAGACAAAUUUCCAAACGAAUUUGCACGAUUGCAAAUGCUACUUCAAGUAUCUUUUCAAAUCCAACAACUAGAGAUUAUUAAACAAUUUCUUCAACAAUUUGACAUUCAAUUGCGUAUCGAAGAAAAGAAAGACUGCUACAUUGAUAAGAAAACAUUUGAAAGCGAGAAGGCUAUGGAAAACCUGGCACCGUCUGGCAUAGCCGAAUCUGGUACCUUUCAUUGUUUGCCUCAAUUUUUUGGUACUAUUGAUAAAUUUUUCACCGUUACCUUAAGUCCACCAGCAAACCUUGUUCUUUUAUCGUCUAAUGAACGAAUUAUUAAUGAAGAGAAUAUUCUACAAUCAACAAACAACCUUAAUCAGUCUCAGUCUUCAAAUGGUUCAUUGAAUUUUCCGGAGCCAGAAAUACAAAGUGUUUCAACAAGGAAACCCCAAAAAGAAGAUUCUUCACGUAAAUGUCGUCACUGUCCUAAUGCAGUUUUUGAGUCUGCGUGUCAAUUUCGAAAUCAUUGUAAAUGCGAUUGGCAUGCUUUUAAUGUGAAACGGAAUUUUAAAAAUUUAGAUUCUGUUACACAAGAAGAGUAUGAUAGUUUAUAUCAGGAUAUUCAAAAUGGGUUUUUAGCAGCGGAUUGUUAA